AUGGAAAAGCGAUUUAUUGACGACGUCUUUAGGCUUCGUUACGUAUUUUGGCCCUCUCUCUCUUUCUCUUUCUUUCAUUUUCUCUCACCUCUCACUUUCUCUCUCUUACACACUCACUCUCUCUCACUCUCACUCGCUCUCACUCUCUCUCACCCUUUCACUCUCCCUCUCACUAUCUCUCUCUGUCUCACAUUCACACUCUCACUCCCACUCGCGCUCUCUCUCUCUGUCUCACACUCCUAUAUUCUCUCUCACUCUCACUCGUUCUCUCACUAUUUCACUCGAUUUCUCUCACUCUCUCACUACCUCUCUCAUUCUCCUUUUAAUCAUUCUCUCUCUGUCGCAUAUUAUCACUCUCACUCCCACUCCCACUCUCCCUCUGUCUCACACUCCUAUAUUCUCUCUCACUCUCACUCGUUCUCUCACUAUUUCUCUCGAUCUCUCUCCCUCUCUCACUAUCUCUCUCAUUCUCCUUUUAAUCACUUUCUCUCUGUCUCAUAUUAUCACUCUCUCUCACUCUCUCUCUCACUCUCACUCUCUCUCUCAUUCUCACUCUUUCACACACUCUCUCGCUUUUUCGAUCUCUCUCAUUCUUUCUCUCUCACUCUCUCUCUCUCUUUCGCUCUCAUCCCCUCUCUCUCUCUGUCUCACACUCUCACUCUGUCUCUCAAUCUCACUCUCUCUCACUCUCUGUGUCAAUCUCACUCUCUGUCUCACUCUCUCUCAUUCUCACACACUCUCUAA
Messenger RNA from Acanthosepion pharaonis, 744 nucleotides. Lineage: Eukaryota; Metazoa; Mollusca; Cephalopoda; Sepiida; Sepiidae. The record is from the annotation of a GenBank genome assembly.